AUGAGUGAAAAGAUUCAAAAAAUUCAUUCGAAUUACUACAUCCGAGCAUACUACCAAUACUUCCACGACGCACAUCCGUUGUUGUUGCCACUGCAAGCCCUAGAAGGCCCACUCGGAACAGAAUAUGUCCCCGAAAAGAUUUUCACUGUGAUGAAAUAUAUUGGAAGUCAUUUCUUGACAAUCAACAACACCACCACGGAACAAACGGAUAGUCGUGACCAUUGGAGAAGAAUAUCAGCCGGGCCAACCCCCGAUAAGAACGACACCACCAAACACGCCCUAGAAACAGAGGCAUUCUCCUGCCUCUUUCGCCCUGAAGAAGACGGCUACCAAGUCCAAUGCAUGCUCCUCCUCUCUAUUACCGCGCACGCCCACGGCAAGUUUCUCGAUGCCAUCCGCAUCAUCAACUCCGCGACGAGUCUGGCGCUCAAACUCGGUAUGAAUCAGCACUCCUUUUCCGUGGUACAUGGCUACGGCUCCCCGUUGUUGGAAGAAAUGUGGCGUCGAUGUUAUUGGGAGUUGUUCGUUGUGCAGAGUCUGUUGUGUGCUUUGAUUGAGGAGAGUGGAGAGUUGUAUGGGGUUUCGUCGGAUGUGCCUUUGCCGUGUGAUGAGGGGAUGACGGAUUUGCAUGUUUACGAUGCACCACCUCCUGGACGACACACAAUCCACGAUCUUCUCAGUCACUGCCAGAACCGAGCCCAACUCGUCGACCCCUUGCCAUCAUUCGCCUACCGAAUCGCCGCAGCCCACUUCCUAGGUUCAGUACUUACUUCCCAAAGUUCAACAACAGCAACCGAACUCGAAAGAUUCUAUCCCCGCUUAAUCGAGCAUGUAGACCACAAAUCCUUUAUCGGGGGCAUAGCCUCUCAACCCAACCACAUCGCACAAAUGCUCUCACAAACCACAGUAAUCGCCUGCUCAGCAAUGAUCUACUUCUACCGACAAACGUCGCAACUUACGCCCAUAAAACUUCAACGAAAUCUGUUCUAUGACCAAUCCCCAUUCUACUCGUCGAGCUUCAGCAUGCCCGUAUUCCCGAGCAGCUUCAUCCUUCAAUCUAAGCACCCCACCAGCAAUAAAAACAACAACAGCGAUCAAUUCAAAUCAAAUCCAACCUCCGAUCCAUCAAGCAUUCACCUAAUCUCCACCGCAAAACAUCUCGCCACCCAACUCAAUAAUCCGCGCCUCGUCCAGGGCACAAGCCCAUUAAUCAUCGACGCAAUUGCUCUCGCCAUGCUCGUCGAAAUGGCCGCUUUGCUAAUCCCCUCUCUCGACGCAGCACAGAAAGAAAGACUCGAAAACGAGUUUGGCAAUUCACUAGGUGUACUGAAAAAGUUUGCGAUCAGGUGGCCGCUGGCGAAGACGGUGAGGGAUUUGUUGGUUGAUGAGUAUGAGAAUUUGUUUAGGCCUGAGAGGGCUCGUUGA
This is a messenger RNA of Talaromyces amestolkiae, 1425 nucleotides long. RefSeq lists its product as uncharacterized. Bases 1 to 1425 code for a protein of 474 amino acids. Gene Ontology annotation, biological process: DNA-templated transcription. Gene Ontology annotation, molecular function: DNA binding; zinc ion binding. The transcript has 2 exons. The record is from RefSeq and is a predicted model, not a curated record. Lineage: Eukaryota; Fungi; Ascomycota; Eurotiomycetes; Eurotiales; Trichocomaceae.